UUGACCCCGCCCACAUUUCAAAUUACGGAAGGAAGAAGAAUACAGCUGCUGUAGCUCCUAUAUGCAUUUUGCAUGAAUAUUUUCCGCAUGUUUUCAAAGCAAUCAAAACGUGUUGCUUAAUUGGAUUAGCCCACCUGAGAGCCCCGGCUGGAGGGAACAGAUUGAGAUCCUCUCCUCUCCAGCAGCAUCAGUGGACCAUGGACAGUGAGGGCAGAAAGGUUGUCGUCUGUGACAAUGGCACAGGGUUUGUCAAGUGUGGCUUCGCUGGCUCCAACUUCCCAGAGCAUAUCUUCCCUGCCUUGGUGGGUCGGCCCAUCAUCCGAUCAAACAACAAAGUUGGAAACAUCGAGAUUAAGGACCUGAUGGUGGGUGACGAGGCCAGUGAGUGUCGCUCCAUGCUGGAGGUGUCCUACCCCAUGGACAACGGCAUGGUGCGCUCCUGGGAAGACAUGCUUCACCUGUGGGACUACACCUUCGGCCCAGAGCGCCUGGACAUCAGCCCCCCAGACUGCAAGGUGCUUCUGACGGAACCGCCCAUGAACCCCACUAAGAACCGUGAGAAGAUCGCUGAGGUCAUGUUUGAGACCUACCAGUUCCACGGCAUCUACGUCGCAAUCCAGGCCGUGCUCACUCUCUAUGCCCAGGGUUUGUUGACAGGCGUAGUUGUGGAUUCGGGGGACGGGGUGACCCAUAUAUGUCCUGUGUACGAGGGCUACUCUCUACCCCACCUCACACGCAGGCUGGACAUUGCUGGACGUGACAUCACGCGCUACCUCAUCAAGUUGCUGUUGAUGCGUGGCUAUGCCUUUAACCACUCGGCUGACUUUGAGACGGUCCGCAUGCUGAAGGAGAAGCUGUGCUACGUGGGAUACAACAUCGAGCAGGAGCAGAGACUGGCUACAGAGACCACCGUGCUGGUGGAGUCAUACAUGCUGCCUGACGGUCGUCAGGUGAUGGUGGGAGGGGAGCGGUUCGGAGCCCCGGAGGCCCUCUUCCAGCCCCACCUCAUCAACGUAGAGGGUGCAGGCGUGGCUGAGCUGCUGUUCAACACCAUCCAGGCUGCUGACAUAGAUCUCAGGUCUGACUUGUACAAGCACAUUGUUCUGUCAGGAGGCACCACUAUGUACCCCGGCCUUCCCUCCAGACUGGAGAGGGAGAUCAAACAGCUGUACCUGGAGAAGGUGCUGCAGGGGGACACUGAGAAACUUUCUAAGUUUAAGAUCCGCAUUGAGGACCCCCCAAGCCGUAAACAUAUGGUGUUUAUGGGUGGAGCGGUGCUGGCCAACAUCAUGAAGGACAAGGAGUCCUUCUGGCUGAGCCGUGCUGACUACCUGGAGAAAGGCCUGAGGGUUCUGGACAAACUGGGGUGUGGUGUGAAGUAGAGGUGAAAUAGAGGUGGUUAGCUAGGGUCACACACAGACACAGACACAGACAGAGAUAAGGCCUGAGGGUUCUGGACAAACUGGGGUGUGGUGUGAAGUAGAGGUGAAAUAGAGGUGGUUAGCUAGGGUCACACACAGACACAUACACAGACACAGACACAGACACAGACAGAGAUAAGGUCUGGGGGUGCUGGACAAUCUGGGGUGCAGCAGUAGACAGAAGUCUGGGAGUCCUGGGUUAUAUUCACUAGGCUCCAAGAAACGAUGUGCUAAAAACAACCCUAUUUGGGUUAUUUGGUAACUCAGCGCUGGUUAAAUAGUGGACAGAACACCUAGGGUUAUUUUGACCAACAAGUUGGGUUGUUGGGAUUACCCAAACAUGGGUUCAUUUAGCCAUCAGCUGGGUAUUUUUACUCUCACGCUGGGUUGACCUAGCAGCUGGAUCUUUUUUAACAGGAGGCGUGACUUAUUAGGGGUGUGUCUUUCAGCAAGAUCUUAUCGGUCACCCAUGAGAUUAAAUGUCAUUACUGUUCAUUACAGUUCAUUACAGUAUGUUAAGUCUGUUGUAAGAGAAUAACAUUUUCAUAUUCGUCACUGUCAACUUUCCAAGUUGUUUCGUACUGUCAAGUUAACAUAUUGUAUUGCAUACAAUACAACAAUUAUACAGUACAAUACACUUGUAAGGUUUCAUAUUUUUACCAUUUGAAUUCUCACUGUGUCUAAUGGAAUCAUUUUGAAGUAGCCAUUGUUUCAAAUGCAUAUGCAAAUAAAUAUAACUGACGUUAGCCUAAACGUUAGCCUAAACGUUAGCCUAAACGUUAGCCUAAACGUUAGCCUAAAUACAAAUUGAAUAAAGUGAAUGUCAUUGUUUUUGAUGACUGACUAGCAGUGGUGGAAAGUUCUUAAAUAAAAAAUACUUUAAAUUACUA
Molecule: messenger RNA, 2311 nt
Organism: Oncorhynchus gorbuscha (pink salmon)
Lineage: Eukaryota; Metazoa; Chordata; Actinopteri; Salmoniformes; Salmonidae
Product: actin-related protein 2-like
Exons: 9
Coding region: 198-1382 (394 amino acids)
Biological process (GO): Arp2/3 complex-mediated actin nucleation
Cellular component (GO): Arp2/3 protein complex; actin cortical patch
Molecular function (GO): actin filament binding
Source: RefSeq, a predicted model, not a curated record